UCCAUUUCCUUGGCUAUACCAUACUUUCAUAUCAAAGAAACAACAAUCAGAACCAAAAGAGAGAGAUGUCUGCUGUGGCAGAGGAAAUCAAAGGCAAAGCAGAUGAAGUAUACCAUGGAGAUGAGAUAUGCCAAGAGAAAUCAAAAGAAUUACUCAAAGAAAUAGGGCUUCCAAAUGGUCUUUUGCCAUUGAAAGACAUAGAAGAAUGUGGGAUUGUAAGAGAAACAGGGUUUGUUUGGUUGAAGCAGAAAAAAAGCACAACCCACAAGUUUGAGAAGAUUGGGAAGCUUGUUUCUUAUGCCACUGAAGUCACAGCCAUUGUAGAGAAAAACAAAAUCAAGAAACUCACUGGGGUUAAGACAAAAGAGCUUCUGCUUUGGGUUUCACUCAGUGAUAUCUAUGUUGAUGAUCCACCCACUGGAAAAAUCACCUUUCAAACACCAGCAGGCUUAUUUAGGACUUUCCCAGUCUCGGCUUUUCAAGUUGAAGAACCAGUAAAGGCAGUGACUGAGAAGAAGGAACAAGGGGUGGGAACUGUUGAAGUCAAGGAGGUCUAGAAGUAAAUCUAUUCUCUAGCUAUGUAUUUUUUCUGAUUUUAAGUUUUAAAACCUUUGUUUUCUGCUUUCUGUUGUCUUUUACUUCUUACAUAGUCAUAGUGGUACCAAGAUGAGAUGAUAAAUUUUAAUUGUUCUCUUUUUCUUUUUUAUU
This is a messenger RNA of Benincasa hispida (wax gourd), 708 nucleotides long. RefSeq lists its product as uncharacterized. NCBI's taxonomy places the organism in Eukaryota, Viridiplantae, Streptophyta, Magnoliopsida, Cucurbitales, Cucurbitaceae. The record is from RefSeq and is a predicted model, not a curated record.